Molecule: messenger RNA, 2769 nt
Organism: Cavenderia fasciculata
Lineage: Eukaryota; Evosea; Eumycetozoa; Acytosteliales; Cavenderiaceae
Gene: dclre1
Product: DNA repair metallo-beta-lactamase domain-containing protein
Exons: 3
Coding region: 1-2769 (922 amino acids)
Biological process (GO): protection from non-homologous end joining at telomere; interstrand cross-link repair; double-strand break repair via nonhomologous end joining
Molecular function (GO): 5'-3' DNA exonuclease activity; damaged DNA binding
Source: RefSeq, a predicted model, not a curated record
AUGAAUGGUCAUUCACAACACUCAAACAACUCCUUGAGUAAACAUCGAUCAAGCAUCAACAACAACUCCUCUCAGAGUCAACAACAACAACGCAAAGGGGGUUUGAACAAGAGGAAUCCUGUAGUCGUGUCUAGAAAUGUUACCUCUCUAAAGAAUGUGAGCACUCAACAUACUACACUUGGAUACAACCCAAAACAACUAGAUGAAGAUGAUGAUAUCGAUUUAUUCAUUGUCAGUAAUCCUCCAGUAGAUAUGGACACGGAUACGACUAGUACGACUACUACUACUACUACAACGAGUAGGAGUGCAAGUAAAAGUAAUGUUGUCACUGGUGGCGGUGGUGGUGAUGAUGAUGAUGAUGAUAUAGGGGAUUCAAUUACAAAUACAACUACGAAUAAACAGAACCCUCGUAUUCAUCUUCCUCCUCUUCUUCCUCCUCCCCCAAUAGAUAUGGAUCAACUGACAACCGAUACAACCACAUCUACUACAACUACAACGACAACUACAACCAAUAAUAAUAAUAAUAACAAUGAUAGUAGAGACCAUGGUGGUGGUGGUGGUGGUGAUGGUAUAACAUUAGAUUACAGUAAUACUACAAUCAAUGAUGAUUUUGAAUUUGACUUUACCAACUUAAGUGAUGAUGAAGUAGACAAUAACAACAAUAAUAAUAAUAAUAAUAAUAACCAAAUCAAUUUUGAUGAUUAUGAAUUCGAUGAUGAUGAUGAUAUAUUUUCAACUAAACCAACUACGCCAACAUCUACAUCACCAUCAUCAAGUGGAAAAAAGACACCACAACCAAAGAAACCUGCAAGUAAAAGGGCAAGUUUACCAAAAAAGAAAGAUCCACCUCCUGUUAAAAUACCCCCAAGUUUUAAAGUUAUUCAUGGUACUAAAUUCCUAGUUGAUGGAUUUCAAUACAAGUCAAAGGAAUAUACCCAUUAUUUCUUAACACAUUUUCAUUCUGAUCAUUAUGUUGGAUUGACAAAGACAUUUAGUUUUGGAAAUGUUUAUUGUACAGAAGAAACUGGUAAAUUGGUUCAUAGUAAACUUGGAGUUCAACCAAAUUUUAUAAAGGCAAUGCCUUGGAAUCGAUUCAUCACCAUUGAAGGGGUAAGGGUGGCGAUGCUAGAUGCCAAUCAUUGUCCGGGAUCGGCAAUGAUAUUGUUUCAUGUAAAUAACGAGUACAGUCUUCAUACUGGUGACUUUAGGUAUCACCACCGGAUGAAGGAAUACCCACUCUUGAAGGAUAUCGCCAUCUCAAGACUCUAUCUAGACAAUACAUUUUGUGAUCCAACCUAUGUAUUCCCACCACAACAAGAAGUGAUUCAAGAGGUGGUUAAAAUCAUUCAAAAGGAAAACGAUGGACGCACUGUAUUCUUGUUUGGAACUUAUACCAUUGGCAAGGAACGUAUCUUGAUGGAGGUGUCCAAGAAUCAGAGGAAAAAGAUAUGUGUCAGUCAGGACAAGAAACAAAUCAUCGCGUGUCUUGAUCUCGACCAAACCAUGUUUACCACCGACGAGACCAUCACACCAUUCCACGCUGUACCAAUGGGUACACUUCGAUUCGAUUCUCUCCGAGGUCGUCUAGAGGCUCUGAAACCAAGGUAUGGACGUGUCGUUGCUUUUCGACCAACUGGAUGGACACAAUCAAAGAAAUCAAUCACUCACCAGCGAUAUGGGGCAGUCACCCUAUACAGUGUUGCCUACUCUGAGCACAGUAGUUAUAAUGAACUUUUACAAUGUAUCGAUCAUUUCAGACCAACUGAAAUUAUUCCAACUGUUGAUUGCUCAACUCCAAAUCAUGUUUCUAGAAUAUUAUCACAUUUUAAACCAAUUUAUGAAAAGAAGAAACAAACAACCAUGAUGUCAUUCUUUUCAACUACCAAAUCAUUGGCAACUAGUUUAUUUGGUGGAAAUGUGAAUAAUAAUAAUAAUCAACAACAACAACAACAACAAGAAGAUAAAAUCACCAAACCAUGUCAAAGUACUUUAUCUCUUUUUGAUGAAUUAUUGAUGGAUUCCCUUGAAGACGAUAUUUUUGCGUCUCCAACUCCGUCACCAACCAAAGCAACCAAAACAACAACACCAAUGAAACCAUCGUCACAGUCUGCUACUACUACUACCACUACUCCAUCUACACCAAAACCAAUUCAAUUACCUCCACCAACAACAACCUCUACAACCUCGACAACAUCUACCACCUCCACACAAAAAAAACCUUUAAAUAACAAACAACAACCUUGUACCGUUCCCAAACAAUCUACUCCAAAAACAACAACAACAACAAAUAACUCUAUAGUUUCACAAAACACAAGCGACCAAGAUGCAUUUGACUUUUUUGACCCUGUUUUCCUUUCUCAGCAAAGAUGGAUUGAAAGGUCAAUCUUGCACCAACAACAACAACCCCAGACAAAUUCAUCACAAUCCCAGGCAUUACAAAUUUUUAAACCUCCUUCUUCAUCAUCAUCAUCCCAAACAAAGACAACAAAGCAGACAUUGGAAUCCAAGAAAAAUAAAACACCACCCCAACCAUCCAAGAGCCACUCUUCAACCAAAAAGAUAUCUCCGGCUACUACUACGACAAAGAAACAAAAGCUAUCAAAACCAAACUCAACCUCUGUAGCUACCACCAAAGAUAAUAAUAAUAAUAAUAAUAACAAUAAUAAUAAUAAUAAUGGACAAUCAUUCAUUACGUCAUUCUUUCAAAAAUGUUCCAAUACUACUUCAUCAACCAUCCAAUCCUUUUUUUCAACAACGAAUAAACAAUAA